Nematostella vectensis (starlet sea anemone) is the source of this 936-nucleotide messenger RNA. RefSeq names its product proline-rich P65 protein homolog. The coding region runs from base 1 to 936 and encodes 311 amino acids. The record is from RefSeq and is a predicted model, not a curated record. Lineage: Eukaryota; Metazoa; Cnidaria; Anthozoa; Actiniaria; Edwardsiidae. The transcript is spliced from 2 exons.
AUGGCCCCAAAGCACAACAACCUAACAGCCCAACAACACGACAUCUCUACAACACAACAGCCCUACAACACAACAACCCUACAACACAACAACCUAACAGCCCAACAGCACAAUAGCUCUACAACACAACAGCCCAACAACACAGCAGCUCUCCAACAGAACAACCCAACAACACAGCUCUACAACGCAACAGGUCUACAACCGACCGAACAAUACAACAGUCCUACAACACAACAGCUCUACAACACAACAGCCCUACAACACAACAGCCCUACAACACAACAACCUAACAGCCAAACAAUACAACAGCUCUACAACACAACAGCCCAACAACACAGCAGCUCUACAACAGGGCAACCCAACAAAACAGCUCUACAGCGCAACAGGUCUACAACCGAUCAAACAACACAACAGCCCUACAAAACAACAGCUCUACAACACAACAGCCCUAAACACAACAGCCCUACAACACAGCAGCUUUAUGACACAACAUCCCAACAGCUCUGCAACGCAAGAGGUCUACAACCGAUCGAGCAACACAACAGCCCUACAACACAACAGCUCUACCACACAACAGCCCUACCACACAACAGCCCAACAACACAGCAGCUCUACAACAGGGCAACCCAACAACACAGCUCUACAACGCAACAGGUCUACAACCGAUCGAACAACACAACAGCCGUACAACACAAAAGCUCUACAACACAACAGCCCUACAUCAGAACAGCCCAACAAUACAGCGGCUUUAUGACACAACAUCCCAACAGCUCUACAACGCAACAGGUCUACAACCGAUCGAGCAACACAACAGCCCUACAACACAGUAGCUCUAUAACCCAACAACCCAACAAUGCAACAGGUCUACAACCGAUCGAACAACACAACAGCCCUACAACACAGACAGGCAAGCAAUACAAGAGACCUGCAACUUAA